Molecule: messenger RNA, 1138 nt
Organism: Parathielavia appendiculata
Lineage: Eukaryota; Fungi; Ascomycota; Sordariomycetes; Sordariales; Chaetomiaceae
Product: ribosomal protein S7
Exons: 2
Coding region: 7-855 (282 amino acids)
Source: RefSeq, a predicted model, not a curated record
GCAACGAUGCCACCACGGUUGAACUUCUGGUCGGCUUGUAGAGCCCUCUCGCUCCAAACCCGGGUAUUUGCUCAAGGGCCGCAGCCCGGGCCGGCUGCUGUGGCAAGGGGGCUAGCCGACAACACGACAUCAAGAUUACCGCCCCACGACAACUCAAGCGCCCUACCCCCGUCGAUGCUGCCCAUGAACCAGCAACCCACCAGCUCCGAGAACGAGGCCGCCCUGAAUCAACUGCGGUUGAUUGAGUACGGGCUCAAUCCUCUGGACCCGGCUGUCGAGGGCCACAAGUACGGUCUGCCAGAGCUGCCGCUGCCGACUGAAAAGCAUACAAAACACCGAUACGACGCCGUCAUCCACCAGAUCACAAGGUUGUUGAUGAGAGAUGGGAAACUUGCAAAGGCGCAGAGGGACAUGGCCAUGAUUCUCAACUAUCUCCGCACCUCACCACCCCCAAGGCUCGACCCUUCAAAACCGCUCCUCCCCGGCGCUCCCCCAGCGCACCACCUCCCGCUUGACCCGGUCCUCUACCUCGGCCUCGCCAUCGACUCAGUCGCUCCGCUGGUCAAGAUGCGCGGCUUUAAGGGCCUGGCAGGCGGCGGCAAGUCGCUCGAGGUGCCCAUGCCGCUGCGGGCGCGCCAGCGGAGGAGGACCGCCUUCCUGUGGAUUCUAGACGUGGUCAACCGGAAGCCGUCUAAGGGCAGCGGCCGCACCAUGUUCCCCCACCGCGUCGCCGAGGAGAUUGUGGCCGUAGUCGAGGGCAGGUCGAGCGUUUGGGACCGGCGCUUGCAGGUUCACAAGCUGGGCACGGCCAACCGGGCCAACUUGAUGAAUGCGAACAUCAAGGGCAAGCUCUGAGGUGGAGGGCCUGGAGGAGGAAGGUUAUUUGGAGGAUGUGCAUGUCCGCGACAGAGUCCCUGUAGAGGUAGAAGAGGUGAUUCUGGGUUGGCGUCUCGAACUGUAUUUGUGUAUAUCAUUUGUAGGCACUAUCGGCCCUUCCCUGCCAGAUCCAAGGUAGUUUACUAGGACAGAUCUGUGUCAUUUUCAAGUCUUUUUCAGUGUUAUCUUCAACAUCCCAUAUCAAUCGAUGCCAAUCGAGGUAUGUAGAGACAGGGCUACACUGGGUCACAUCCAAGUCUUU